CAGCUGGUAAACACAAAAGCUGCAUCACCGCCGGCGUGACAGGCGGCUGGCUCCUCGGGUCCCCGCGAGUGUUUGUGUGGCUGAGUGUGCGUCGAACACUGCAGCGCAGCGAGGAUGGAGGCCAAAACUGUCCGAUUUCUCUACAGCCAGCGGUGUAAAGAGGUCCGAGCCCAGCUGGUGGAGCAGCUCAAGUGUUUGGACCAGCAAUGUGAGCUGCGGGUUCAGCUGCUUCAGGACCUGCAGGACUUCUUCAGGAAGAAGGCAGAGAUCGAGAUGGACUACAGCCGGAACCUGGAGAAGCUGGCUGAGCGGUUCCUCACAAAGACGCGCAGCACCAAGGACCAUCUACUCAAGAAGGAGCAGACCAUCUCAUCUCCGGUGAACUGCUGGAACCUGCUGCUGCUUCAGGUGAAAAGGGAGAGUCGGGACCACGCCACUUUGUCCGACCUCUACCUCAACAACAUCAUCCCACGGUUCGCGCAGAUCAGCGAGGACUCGGGGCGCCUCUUCAAGAAGAGCAAAGAGGUUGGAGUGCAGCUGCAGGAAGACUUGAUGAAAGUCCUCAAUGAACUUUACACGGUGAUGAAGACGUACCACAUGUACAACACUGACAGCAUCAACGCCGAGUCCAAGCUGAAGGAGGCGGAGAAGCAGGAGGAGAAGCAGAUGGGACGCUCCAGUCGACAGGAAGACAAGCAGACCCCGCGCUCCCCCGACACGCUGGGCAACAUCAGGACCGAAGAGAGAGUUGUCCGCCGUUCCAGCGUGAAAAAAAUCGAGAAGAUGAAGGAGAAGAGACAAGCUAAGUACACAGAGAACAAGCUGAAGGCCAUCAAGGCCAGGAAUGAGUACCUGCUGGCGCUGGAGGCCACCAACAGUUGCGUCUUCAAAUACUACAUCCAUGACCUCUCCGACAUCAUUGAUUGCUGCGACCUGGGCUACCACGCCAGCCUGCAUCGAGCCCUGAGGACCUACCUGUCUGCGGAGCAGAACGUGGAGACGUCUAAACACACGGGUCUGGAAACACUGGAAGGAGCGGCAGAGAGCCUGGAGCCCAACGGGGACAAGCAGAAACUGAUGGAGACCUACAACAACGUCUUCUGCCCACCAGCCCGUUUCGAUUUUCAGUCCCACAUGGGGGACACGAUGGGAGUGAUGUGUGCACAACAGCCGCUGGAAGUGGACCUCCAUCAGAGGUGUCAGUCUCUGCAGUCGCGCCUCUCCACUCUGAAGAUCGAGAACGAAGAGGUGAAGAAGACCAUGGAGGCCACCAUGUCCACCAUCCAGGACAUGGUGACGGUGGAGGACUACGACGUCUCCGAGUGCUUCCACCACAGCAACAGCAUGGAGUCUGUCAAGUCCACGUUCAGCGAGUCGUAUCUGAGCAAGCCGAGCCUGGCCAAGCGGCGUGCCAAUCAGCAGGAGACCGAGCAGUUUUACUUCACGAAGCUAAAGGAGUUUCUGGAAGGCAGGAGUCUGAUCACCAAACUGGAUGCCAAGCAUGACUUAAUCCAGAAGACCCUGGGAGAGAGUCAGAAAACCGACUGUUGCCUUGCCAGUGGAAGAAGAAAUUCAACCGUGCGGAAGCAGGACUCAGGUGAAGCCAUUCCGCUGAUGGUCGAGAGCUGCAUCCGCUUCAUCAGUCGCCAUGGUCUGCGGCACGAGGGCAUCUUCAGGGUGUCUGGAUCGCAGGUGGAGGUCAACGACAUCAAGAAUGCCUUUGAGAGAGGCGAGGACCCUCUGGCGGGAGACCAGAAUGACCACGACAUGGACUCUAUUGCUGGAGUCCUGAAGCUCUACUUUAGAGGCCUGGAGCACGCCCUCUUUCCUAAAGAAGUCUUCCAUGACCUCAUAUCCUGUGUUUCAAUGGAGAGCCUUCAGGAGCGAGCGGUCCACAUUAGAAAGGUUCUGCAAGGCAUGCCAAGUAAAACGCUCGUCAUCAUGAGAUACCUGUUUGCCUUCCUCAACCAUCUGUCCCAGUACAGUGAGGAAAACAUGAUGGACCCCUACAACUUGGCCAUCUGCUUCGGCCCAACCCUGAUGUCUGUCCCUGAAGGCCAUGACCAGGUCUCCUGCCAGGCUCACGUCAACGAACUCAUUAAAACUAUCAUCAUCCACCACGACAGCAUCUUCCCAGGCCUGCAGGACCUGCCGGGCCCAAUGUAUACAAUCCUUGGAGCCGGAGACGACUUCUGCGACAGUCCGCAGUGUGAGCCCCCCCUAGUGGAAGAGCCGGCACCUGACACCGUCUCAGUCAGGCACAACAGCGAAGACGGCACCUUGGCUGUUUCAGAGUCUGAACCGGUCGAAGCCGUCGCCAAGUUCGACUACACGGGCCGUUCCGGUCGGGAGCUGACGUUCAAAAAGGGUGCCUCUCUCCUGCUGUUCCAGCGAGCCUCCGACGACUGGUGGGAGGGGCAGCACAACGGAGUGGACGGUCUGGUGCCGCACCAGUACAUCAACAUCCAAGAGACAUCUGAUGCUGAACGCGGCAGUCCAAAGCCUGAAGUGGACAGCAGGGAGCAGCUGGAGGAGAGGGUGUCCACUCGGGGCAGCGCACCGUCUCCCACAGGAGGCCACGUGGCCGACAUCUAUCUGGCCAACCUCAAGCUGAAGAAACGGCCUGAGCCCGGGAACAUCCGGAGAGCGUUCAGGUCGGAGAGCGACAGCAUAAGUCCGGCGGCCAGCAGCAGCGGGGCGGGAGGCGCCAGAACGGCGCCUCUCACCGGUGGACCUCAGGUGAAAGACUCGGGAGACAAACGUCCCGUCAGCGCUCACAACAUCCUCAACUCGGUCACUCGGCACUCUUCACUCAAAACAAAGGUGGAAAGUCCACAGUUACGGAAGGCGACCCCCGCAGGACGCUCCAAGAGUUUCAGCAACCACAGGCCCCUGGACCCUGAGGUCAUAGGUCAUGUGGAGCUCACUGCACAGGACACCCAGGACUCGGCCCUGAGCGAGCUCAGUAAGUUUGAAAGACAAACGCCCUCCAAACACACGCACACCCCCGACGUGGUGCUGGACACGCUGGAGCAGCUGAAGGGCAUGAGCGGAGGCGGCGGAGGAGGAGCUUCCGAGCCCUCCAGCCCGCUCCACUCCCGUCUGCUGCGGGACGGCGAGGGCGGCCCCUCCUACGUCCACCCGCUCCAGCGCAGCGCCUCGUCGGCGAGCGACGUUCCCUCGUCUUUCCGCCCUCCUAAGACCCAGCCGCGGAGCCCGCUGCCGUCUGCCACGUCCCCCUCCCUGUCUUCGUCAACCCUCUCCUCAUCCGUACCUUCCUUUAGGGAGCUGCGUCCGCCGGCGACCAGACCGAAACCCGUGGUGUUCCCAAAGGGAGGAGGGACCGGGAGCCCGGCGAUGGGCUCUCCGACCUCCAUCGUCCCCCCAACGCCACCUCCUCCACUCAUGGGCCACGCGCACUCACUCGCCCAUACGCCCCCUCCUCCUCCACCCCCUCCCCAGUCUAAUGACAAAUCCUGUCCCGCUUAAUUUUUUCCUGAAUUCCUUGUAACAGUCCUUACAGCUCUUUCAGCAAGUGCAAAAAGCACUUUGGUUGUUUCACAUAACCCCUCUACUCACAUGUAGCAGUUUCUUAGCAACCUCUUAGGUGUCAUUGUCUUUAGCAGGAAGAGUGUGCCCUCUGCUGGCAGCUCUGCUUUACUGCAAGGAGAAGCUUGGAUUUUUCUUUUCCUCUGCAGAGAGAUCUCCAAACAACGCUGUAUUUCAAAACCUCCAGCAGGGGAACAACAUCUGGAGCCUACACACACACACAUUUUUUUUGGGGGGGGAGCGGGGGGUAGCAAGGGUUUGCAUAUGAAAUUGUGUUUGAGUGCGGGUGUAAGAGUUAUUUGCCUUUGCGAAGGAGCUCUAUGUGUAAAGAACAAAAAGCACUGUUUAAUUUUUGUAUAAUAGACAUGACAGGGUUUGUUUUUUUUCUUUUUGACAACCCUGUGUUGUGUGGAGAAACAGAUGGGAGUGUUUGAUUUACGAGAACAGACUGUGAAAGCCAAGCUCCCCACUUUGAAGAACCGAAACACACCGACUUGCUGCUUCAUAAGAGGCAGAUGGGAUUUUUUAUUUUCUCUUCGGAACGAUGAGAGAAAGGAAAAACUUGGCCAAAUAUCAGUGUAAAUCACGUGAUCAAGAGCUUUAUUUACCUCUCCUUCAGUGUUUUAGUGCAUCUGUGUUUUUUUUAACUACAUAACAUAAACAUGUACCUAAUAUGGCCAACAGUAAUUCUGAAUCUAACAUAGCAAUAAAACAAUGAAAGCAAAAGGUUUGGCGGUAUGAAGCUGCUGUAGUGCAGCAGCUUUGCCAUGUGUCUGUGUGUAGGGGACCACUGAAACCCAGCGUCUUUAUAUGGCAUAUUUUUAUUUUUUGGACUGUGCACACAUUUUCCCCUAAUGUGUGGUGAUUUGAGGCAGCUAAACGCCUUUCAGGUUGUUAUCAUGCAUGCUGGGGCCACUCACAGUACCAACUAGCCGAACUGGGGAUACCAGCUGUAACACAAGUUCCAAAAAAAAAAGUCAAUAAUUUAUAAGUAAAGAAAACAUCUUGAUCUUCUGUUUUUACUAUUUAAUAAUCAUGUUGAUAACUGGAAAGCAUGCAGCUGAGGAUCUUCCUGAGUGUGUGCACAUGUAAGCACAAAAAAACCACCUCAUCUUCUGUGUUCCCGAGUUAAUGCCAAGAAUCGGUUGGGUGGGGGAACUUAUGGACUGUUAUAUCUAUCUAUAUGCAUGUGUGUAAGUGUGCACAUGCAUGGAUAGAGAGUACUUUAUGCACCUCCCCGGCCUGCACAUAAAUGAAUGCCAACUGAAACCUACAUUCAGGAGACGCCAGUUCUCAAUAUCCUGAAAAUGUGUCAUUUACAGCUGCAAAUGUAUUUCUAUUUACCUUUAGGUUUUUUUUUUAACAAAUUUUUGCCACAUUAAAACCAUAAUGUUUAAUAUAUUUUAGUGGGAUCUUAUAGGAUCAACUCAACACAAAGUAGCUCGUAAUUGUGAAGUGGAAGGAAGGUAGCAAUGGGGUUUGUUUUAUCUAAUACACCUCAUCAGCAUUCAGUUUCCUUCAGUAGUCACCUAAUUACUAAAGAGUCUGAGUGCAGUUUCAGCUCAGUAUAAAAACAGCUGUUCUGCAAAAUAGUGAUGGAUAAUUGUUGCAUUGUAGAAUUGCGACUUUUGAUUAAUAUCAGAUCUAACUGAUGAUGUUUGCAAAACAAAAAAAAACUGACAGUAUGGUUAGUUCAUUUUACUGUUUGCAGAAUUAUUUUCCCUGUUGACUCCAGUAUAUAUCAGUACAAACGAAUAUAUAAUUAAUUGCAAUUACAGACUUUACAGUCUACGGACUUUCAGCAGUGAUUGCAGCAGAAUGUGGUUCUACGCAAAAGGAAUACAGGAGACUGAAUACAAAUGCUCACCAUAAUUUUCAGAUUUUCCCCUGCAAACUUUUCAAACCAUUCACCUUUGGCGUUAUGCACCACUUUGUGUUGGGCGAUCACUGUAAAAUCCUACAAAAAAUAAAAUAAAACACUCAAGUUUAUGGUUGUAGCGUGACAAACUGUGAAAAAAAUUCAAGGGAUGCUAUUACUUUUGCAAGGCACUCUAAAUGAGGAACAAACCAGCUAAGAUAGCUGAUGCAUUGUCUUCAGUCAUUGUAGCAACCCUAGCAGUGGCAGACAAGCUUGCUGUUAUUAAGAAGACAAUGCAAAAACUGGCCUAUUUUUUGUCUAUUUGCCCUUUGCAAAAAUGAAUUUGCAUUAUGUGAAAAAAAAAGAAACUCACAGUAAGAGAGAGCACAAAUCCAUGCCUUUUCAGUGUAAGUUACCGUUUUUUUUUUUUUUUUUUGAAGCUUCCCCUCUCCCCCCCAGCUCUACAGCGCGGUAUGCAUUCCUGUAAUGAACUGUAUCUGUCAAGUCUCUUUGAAAUCUCUGUAUAGUUUUUGUGCAUACCUGGUGUAUUUGUGUUGCUCUUACCUCAAUAUCACAACUGGAGGGACUGUGCGAUGCAGAACCAUUCCUGUUCACGCGUACAGUACAAACAUGCAUGUGGGUGGUCGGUGCAUUUGUGAAAAGGCGCAAAAGACCUUCUGUGAACUCUAAUCAGUCAUUGUGCACUUGGCUUGCAUGUGGACUAACUUGUGUGGGGAUGAUGUGUUGGAGUUGAAUAUUGUUGAUGAGUAUGCAUUUUUUUGUGUGUGUGCAUUUGGGGGGGAGAAAAAAAUCACAGAACUAAAAAAAAGAAAAAAAGACAAUAAUGUCAAAUCUAUUUAUAGUUGUCUCUGUAUUACUGGAGAAUCAUGUGCUCAGAUGUACUUUGUAUAUACAAUGUUGUACAUUACAGAGGUACACUUUUGGUACAGUAUUGUACAGUAAUAGCAAUAGUAGUUUAAUCAAACAGGCCUUAUAUAAUUCUAUGUGUAGUUCUUGUAGUAGAUCUGUUUUUUUUUAAUAAACAUGGCUUGCUAUAA
Molecule: messenger RNA, 6465 nt
Organism: Poecilia reticulata (guppy)
Lineage: Eukaryota; Metazoa; Chordata; Actinopteri; Cyprinodontiformes; Poeciliidae
Gene: srgap2
Product: SLIT-ROBO Rho GTPase activating protein 2
Biological process (GO): signal transduction
Molecular function (GO): protein binding
Source: RefSeq, a predicted model, not a curated record